UUGGCCCGGGGACGCCGUGGCGCCCCGCGGGGCAGGCGCGGCCGCGGCCGCGGCCGUGAGGAGGAUCGCCGCGUCGCUGUGGCGGGCGCACCCGCCGCCGCGGGAGCCCGGGAAACCGCGGCAACGGUUGGAGCCUAGCCCAAGGCAUCUGCAUACUCCGGAUCGUUGCAAUUACUACAAAGCGGUCCUUGAGGGCAGGACAGGAACUAAGCCUCUUGGCAAUGCCAUCAUUCGUGAGGUUGGACCUUAUUCUCCAUCACCCCGAAUUGAAAUGGAAGUAGCAACAAAAUGGGACCGUCCAUGCCUGAACACAUCUGGUGGUGCUGAUUACGAUUUCUGUGAUCGUCAUGCAGCUGCUGCUGAUGGAGAAAUCUCGGCACUUAAAGAAGAGCUUAUGCAGGCUCACAACCGGAUUCAUGAGCUUGAAGCUGAGAGCCGAUCUGCUAAGAAGAAGCUUGACCACUUGGUGAAGAAUCUCGCUGAGGAGAAGGCCUCCUGGAGGAGUAGGGAGCAUGAUAAGGUUCGAAGCAUCUUAGAUGCUGUUAAAGGGGAUCUGAAUCGAGAGAGGAAGAAUCGACAGAGGGCCGAAGUUAUGAACUCCAAGUUGAUGGAUGAGUUCUCUGAGCUGAAGUCAUUGGCAAAACGAUAUCUUCAAGAUUAUGAAAAGGAAAGAAAGGCCAGGGAACUCAUGGAGGAGGUGUGUGAUGAAUUAGCGAAGGAGAUUGCAGACGACAAAGCUGAGGUUGAAGCUUUGAAGAAAGAGUCAAUGAAGAUAAGAGAUGAGGUGGAGGAAGAAAGGAAGAUGCUACAGAUGGCAGAGGUUUGGCGUGAAGAGAGGGUACAGAUGAAGCUUGUUGAUGCUAAACUGACACUAGACAGCAAGUAUUCACAGCUGAGUGAGCUUCAGGCUAACCUGGAGUCUUUCCUCAGUUUCCACCGAGGCAGCAGUGUAGACAAAGAAACAGUAAGAGAUGGUGAAAGGCUCAGGGAAGCAAUUAGCUCAAUGAAGCUUCAUGGUAAAGAGUUCUCGUACAAACCACCACCUCCUUCAGAGGACAUUUUUGCUGUGUUUGAGGAACUUAGACAGAGAGAAGAUAUUAGUGAGAAAGAAAUCGGACAGUGUAAUGGAGAUACUCCCAUGAGCCAUGCAACAAAGAUCCAUACAGUGAGUCCUGAAACUGACAUCUUUCUGGAAAAACCAGCAAACAAAUAUUCCACUCAACCUUGCGCCAGAAAUGAGGAUGACGAUGAUAGUGGAUGGGAGACCGUCAGCCACGUAGAGGAGCAAGGCUCUAGCAAUUCACCUGAUGGAAGUGAACCAUCAGUAAACGGUUUCUGUGGAGGAAACGGUGCAUCAGCAAGUGAAACCGACUGGGAAGAAGAUAAUUGUGAAAACUGCAGAUCAAAUAGUGGCAUCUGUUCGACGACUGGAGAGAAUCACCGGAAGGGGUCUUCUUUUGCCCGACUAUGGAGGUCAUCAAAUGGUGAUGGCAGGAGGAAAACAGGUUCAGACUUACUGAAUGGUAGGCUUUCAAGCAGCAGGAUGCCCAAUGCUGCUCUCUCUCCUGAUCUCAAGAACAGUGAGGUGUGCCAAGUCUCACCGAGUGUUGGGGACUGGAGUCCAGACUUGCUAAACCCUCGUGUGGUCCGCGCUAUGAAAGGGGGUGUCGAGUGGCCCCAAGGCACCCAGAAGCGCACCCAGAAGUCCAAACUCAUCAACGCAAGGACCAAUGGACGUAAGGUACAGCUGCGCCAAGCGCUAGAACAGAAGAUAUAGCAUAGCAUGCUCGUUCGUAUUCUUCGUUGUCAAAGAGAACACCAUGAUCUUGCUGGCGGGGGAGGUAAUCUGAAGCAGGCACCUUCAACUAUAGGGCAGGUACCGUUGUUGUAUCUUGUAUGGGAUGCUGCAUUGGUCCUCCAUCGAGUGUUAUCACUCGCUGUACCUAAUUCAUGCCCUUGUAAAGCAUUUAGCUCGCUUAGAAAAAUAGUGAGCUCCGAUGCUCCGUGUAAUCAAAUGUAACAGUAGUAUUAUUUACAGUAUAUUAUCUUUUUCCCGAUGUUACUCAAUAGUGCUAUUAUUUCCUUGCCGGCUC
Molecule: messenger RNA, 2093 nt
Organism: Sorghum bicolor (sorghum)
Lineage: Eukaryota; Viridiplantae; Streptophyta; Magnoliopsida; Poales; Poaceae
Exons: 3
Coding region: 272-1777 (501 amino acids)
Source: RefSeq, a predicted model, not a curated record